CACUACUAGCUUUGGUAACAUUUGUAUCCAUAGAUAUACCUUUUUGUCAGGAGAAAAAAAAAAUCUAUACAAAAACUACUUCGGUGUUCUAAUCCUUUCUGUUCAAUAUGUCUAUUGAAAAAUAUGGAGAACACUCGAGUGGUUUCACCUAUGAUGUUUUCCUAAGUUUUAGAGGAGAAGAUGUGCGGCACAAUUUUAUUGGUUAUCUUCGCGAUGCAUUGCAGCAUCGGGGAAUCAAUGCUUUCUUUGAUGACAAGAAUCUGAGAAUAGGGGAAGACAUUUCACCUGCACUUUCAAAAGCCAUUGAAGAAUCUAAGAUCGCAGUUAUUGUUUUUUCUGAGAAUUAUGCAUCUUCCAGGUGGUGCCUUGGCGAACUCGUUAAGAUAAUCGAAUGUACGAAAAGAAACAAAAAACAAAUUUCUUUUCCAAUCUUUUUCCAUGUUGAUCCAUCAGAUGUAAGACAUCAGAAAAAUAGUUACGAGAAAGCCAUGGUUGAUCAUGAGGUUAAGUUUGGAAAAGACUCUGAAAAUGUAAAAGCAUGGAUAACAGCAUUGUCUGAAGCAGCAGACUUGAAAGGCCACCAUAUCAAUACCGGAUCCGAAAUUGACCACAUUAAAGAGAUUGUUGAAAAGGUCCAUGCUAACAUUGCUCCUAAACCUUUGCUUUAUGGUGAUGAUCCAGUUGGACUUGAACAUCAUACAGAAAAUGUGAUGUCACGUCUAGACAAUACUGAUCAUACAGUAAUGUUGGGUAUACAUGGACUUGGUGGAAUAGGGAAAACAGAACUUGCCAAAUCAUUGUAUAACAAAAUUGUGCACCAAUUUGAAGCUGCAAGUUUUCUUGCCAACGUUAGAGAGAAAUCAAACAAAAUCAAUGGCCUAGAAGAUCUUCAAAAGACACUUUUAUCAGAGAUGUUUGAGAAGCCAGAUACCGAUCUGGGAAGUACAAGUAAAGGAAUCAAAGAAAUAAAGCAAAAGCUGGGCAAUAAAAAGGUUCUUUUGGUUCUUGAUGACGUUGAUAACAAAGAACAAUUAAAAAAUUUGGCAGGAGGAAGUGAUUGGUUUGGCCCAGGUAGUAGGAUCAUUAUAACUACAAGGGACAAAGGUUUGCUCAUAGGUACUCAUUCUUUUGUUGUUCAAAAGAUUUAUGAAAUGACUGAACUUAAUGAGAAAGAUUCUCUUGAGUUGUUUUGUCGGAAUGCCUUUGGAAAGAGCCAUCCUGAAACAGGCUAUGAAGCUGUGUCUUCUCGUGCGGUUGGAUAUGCCAAGGGUCUUCCAUUGGCUUUAAAAGUAAUAGGUUCUAAUUUGGGUGGUGGAAAGAGUUUAAGAGCUUGGGAAGAUGCAUUGAAAAAUUACGACAGGAUUCCACGUAGAGGAAUUCAAGAGGUGCUCCAAGUAAGCUACAAUGUGUUGGAGCCCAAUGCCCAGAGUGUUUUCCUAGAUAUAGCAUGCUUCUUCAAAGGGGAUAGAGUAGAUUAUGUUGAAGAGAUACUUGAUGACUUCGCUGCAGUAACUGGUAUUGAAGAACUUGUUAAUAAAUCUCUCUUAAUAGUUAAAGAUGGCUGCUUGGAUAUGCAUGAUCUAAUACAAGAGAUGGGCAGAGAUAUUGUCAAGCAAGAGUCGCCACGAAAUCCCGCCAAACGUAGUAGAUUAUGGUCUCAUAAAGAUAUUAUUAAAGUAUUAUCAAAUGAAAAAUAUGGAAGUGAUGUACUUCAAGGGAUAAUGCUUGAUCCUCCCCAACCUAUAAAACAACAAGAUUGGAGUGAUACUGCCUUUGAGCAGAUGAAUUGCCUCAGAAUUCUCAUUGUUCGAAAUACAACAUUUUCAUCGGAGCCUAAACAUCUACCAGAUAAUUUAACUCUGCUUGAUUGGGAGGAGUACCCUUCAAAGUCAUUUCCCGCAAUGUUUCAUCCAGAGGAAAUCAUCGUCUUCAAUUUGCCUGAAAGCAAACUUACACUGGAAGAGCCAUUUAAGGUAUUUUCAAAAUUGACUAUCAUGAAUUUCUCAAAAAAUGAAUCUAUCACCGUAAUUCCCGAUGUUUCAGGAGUCGAAAAUUUGAGAGUACUUAGACUUGAUAAUUGCACUAACCUAAUUAUGGUUCAUGAAUCCGUUGGGUUUCUCGAACACCUUACUCACUUCAGCGCUUCAGGAUGCGCCAAACUUCGAAAUUUCCAGCAAAAAAUGUUUUUACCAUCCCUUGAAUUCCUUGACCUUAACUUAUGUGUUGAACUUGAACACUUCCCAGAUAUACUGAACAAGAUGAAUAAGCCAUUGAAGAUUUAUAUGAUAAAUACUGCAAUUGAGGAGUUGCCAGAUUCCAUUGGUAAUCUUAUCGGGCUUGUUUCUAUCGAGAUGACAAGUAGUUGGAAGCUCAAAUAUAUACCAUGUAGCUUAUUCACACUACCAAAUGCUGUCACCUUUAAAUUUGGAGGAUGUUCUCAACUUGCCUUGAGAAGAUUUCUACAUGAUAUCCCUUCAGCAGCCAAUGGUCGUUCAACAUUAAAAGCAUUGCAUUUUGGAAAUAGUGGUUUGUCUGAUGAAGAUCUUAAGGCAAUUCUUAUCUCUUUUCUUGAAUUACAAGAGUUGAUUGCAUCUGACAAUAAUUUUGUCUCUCUCCCUGUGUGCAUUAAAGACUCUGCUCACUUGACAAAGCUUGAUGUCAGUGGUUGCAAUAUGCUUCGAGAAAUUCCUGUAUGCAUCAACUUAAGAAUUCUGAAUGUUUACGGUUGUGUGAUGCUUGAACACAUAUCAGAGUUGCCAUGCACUAUUCAAAAAGUAGAUGCAAGAUACUGCAUCCGCUUGAAUAGAGAGACGUCGGAGAUGUUAUGGUAUCAGGUGAAAAGCGAGAGACGUGGAUUACAGAUUGUGAUGCCUCAAAAGAAAACUGGGGUUCCAAAUUGGUUUGACUACAGCUGCAAAGGAGGGAAUCCGCGGUUUUGGGUUCGUAAGAAGUUCCCCAAUGUUGCUUUAGCAUUGGUAUUCGAGGGAGUGACCGGGAGGGCCAGAAAAUCUCGUCGGCUACUUGUUGAGCUUCACUUGGUUAUAAAUGGUCUCUGUGUCCGCCGUAAAGGUUAUUACAACUUCAGAAUUGAACAAAAUCAUGUGUUAGUUUGUGAUUUGCAACUAUUGUUCAGUGAUGAGGAGUGGCUGGGCCUUGAUGCAUUACUUCUUGAGGAUGAGUGGAAUCAAGUGCAGGUUUCAUAUGAAGCCCCGUCUAGUGUGACACUAAGUGAUUGGGGAGUAUUUGUGUACAAGCAAGGAACCAACAUGGAAGAAUAUGUCCAAUUCAUGUGUCCCGACCUAAAGUACUCACAGCUGGUAACUGACAUAUCACCCACAAUGACAAUAGUUCCUCCAAAAGAUGAUAAGCUAGAACAGAUGAAGUUGAUAGAUCAGUUAGCUCUAGAUGAAAUGUUACCUGGGAUGUUGAGGGAAACUAGGGACAUGGAAGGCCGCAGUUCAAAUGAAGGAAAUUUACAAGACCUAAUGGCGAUUGUGAGUGGCCUAAAUAAGGAGGUUCAAGAUGCAUUAGAAGGUAAACCGCUGGAUAAAAAGUCCCCCCUGGCAUGGAUUCUUCAGAUAGUCAAUGAAUCAAAUGAUGAUAAUGAUGAGCAAGCAAACUUUGAUCAUACAGAUGAAAUGAAACCCGCCAUAGGUGUAGGAGAAGCUUCAACCUCUGGCCACCAGGGAAGGUCAGAGGCCCAAGACAGCAACGCUGAGCAGGAUGGAAUAAUGACAGGGAUAUUCUUGAAUGGAAUGGGAACGGGACUUCGUGAAGCACAGGGUAUCUUUCCUCCUCUAGAUAUAGACACUAUCAUGAUUGCUGCCUUAAAUAGAGGUGAAUGGAUUAGAUUGUCACUCCCAGAGUCUGAGGCCGAAAUGACGAUAUACAUGGAAGGAAUUAUCAAUGGACUGCUGGAAGCAAAGCUGAGCUUUCCUACUCUGAAAGAGUGGGAAAUACUAAAUACCGUGUUAAGGAAGGAAGGCCAUAAUACGAUGUUUCAACAAAUAGAUUGGACUGGAAUAGUGAUUCCAAGCUAUGAAGAUCCUUUGUUGCAAACAUUCAUGAUGAUGAAGCAAGGAAGUUGUGAAUCGGAGAGGGCCAAGAGUAAACUCUUCUGCAAGUUGCUGGAGGAACAAAAUGCUCUGCGCAAGAAAUUUGAAGAAAUUGAUAAUGAAAUUGCUACUAUGGAUAAUUCAAAGAAGGGUCACAUCCUUAAUGAGAAGCUGGCUGAUGUUUUGAAAGGAAGAGCUGAAGAAUUGCAGAGGUUCUAUGAUGCUGGUAUUGAAGGCUUCAAGAACUCAAAAGAGAUUCAAGAUCUUAUGACAGCUACAUACUCAAAUGGAAUGAGGAAUGGUGUCCUUGAAGCACGGGCCAUAUUACUUGCUCUGGACAUGGACAUAAUAACUCACGUGUUUGAGGGGAAUGAAAAUGAAAUUUCUGCUCAGGAUAAAGAUAGUCGCCUUCUUCCUUCUUCAGAAAAUCAAUAUUACAAUUUUGUGGAGAAGCUUAACACUCAAUUUGCCUGGUAUAGUUCAAAUAAGGAUCAGAGCCCUGAUGACUGCCACACAAAGGAAUCAAGCAUUUCUGACUCAAAAUCUUCUUUGGGUAGCACAAAGAUUUGUGCAAACAUUGGAAAAGAAAGUUGCAAAGAUGUUAUAAAGCAUAAGAAGCUGGCUGCUGUCUUAAAAGAAAGAGGAGAAGAAUUGACGAGUCUCUAUGAUGCUGAAAUUGAACAAUUACAGAACUCAGAAGAGAUUCAAGAUCUAAUGAGUGCCAUCUACUUGAGUGGACUGAAGGAUGGAGUCCUUGAAGCACAGGCCACCUUACUUUCUUUGAACAUGGACAAACCAACUCCUAUGUUUGAGGAGAAUGAGGAACAUAUUACUCAUAUGGCUUCCAAUGAUGAAGCUGUUAUUGAAAAUGACGAUGAUAAGACUAUUGGCAAAGAGGAUAAUCCUAGUCCUACUGGUCCAGAAGUUGACAAAACUAGGGACACUCCUUACCCCUAUGGUUGCUUCUGGAGGAUUUUGCACACUUAUUUUUGCAAGUGUUUUUCUUAGUUGUAUGAGUAAAAAAAAAUGAAUAAUUGAUGCACCUAGAUUGCACAAGCCAUGUUUUCUACUUUCAUUAUUAGUGUCUGUUGAUAGUAAUAGACAAUGAACAAGCCAUGUAAUUGCAGCUUGUGGGAAGCAAUAAGCAUUUAUUUUUGUUUAAGUGGUAACAUAGUUCUUCAAGUUACAGUUCUAAGCAUUGUAUGAAAAUGCAUUAUCAUCCA
Medicago truncatula (barrel medic) is the source of this 5278-nucleotide messenger RNA. Its product is annotated as TMV resistance protein N. Lineage: Eukaryota; Viridiplantae; Streptophyta; Magnoliopsida; Fabales; Fabaceae. Gene Ontology annotation, biological process: defense response; signal transduction. The record is from RefSeq and is a predicted model, not a curated record. The coding region runs from base 108 to 5063 and encodes 1651 amino acids. Gene Ontology annotation, molecular function: ADP binding. The transcript is spliced from 5 exons.